GCCGUAUCAAAUAGCACUACAGAUUUUCACCGCACCCAAGCAUCACUCGAUUCUAAAAUGAUGCAAAAUGUCACCAUUUUGAUAGAAGGUCCCAAAAUGGUGAUAUUCUUGGAGGGCUUGCAGCCCGCUCUGGCUGUUAUCUUUGAUCUUAAUCUGUCAAAGGUGCAUGAGCGCGGCGAUGACAUCGCGCAUCGGCAUCUCCGCGGCCCGGCCAUCGCAGAUGAUUAUUAAAAGCGAAAUCUUUAAUGCUUCGCACACCGACGGGGAAUUCUCUUUUUUAAACUUUCACCUGGAGUAAGCUUCUUGCCCACAUUUCGAAUUGGCACAAUACUUAAACAAAAAUCACGAAAUGGCCUCGCACGCUUGCACGAACGAAUUCAAGCAGUUCCUCACCGACUUGCCCAAAUGUGAGCACCAUCUCCAUCUCGAAGGCACUUUGGAGCCUUCUCUUUUGUUUGCUUUGGCCAAGAGAAAUAACAUCACAUUGCCAGAAUUGUUCCCAGCUACUCCCGACGCUUGCAUCGACAGGUACGCCAAUUUCGCCGACUUGCAGGACUUCUUGGACCACUACUACAUAGGUAUGAGCGUGUUGAUCAAAGAGGAAGACUUCUACGACUUGGCCAUGGACUACUUUGCACGUGCCCACAAAGACGGAUGCUUGCACUCCGAAGUUUUCUUUGACCCCCAGGGCCAUGUCGAAAGGGGCAUCAGCAUCGACGUCGUUGUGCAAGGUUUUGACAGAGCAUGCAAGGCUGCCACCGCCAAAUACGGCACCACCAAUAAGUUGAUCAUGUGCUUAUUGAGGCACUUGCCUGCCGCGGAUGGGCUCCAGACCCUCGACUCUGCGGCACUGUACUUUGAAAAUGGAACCAUCCAUGGCAUGGGUCUUGAUUCCGCGGAGAAACCUUUUCCUCCAGAGUUGUUCACGGAAUGUUACAGCACACUCAAAUUCCGCUUUCCAAACGUUGGUUUGACUGCACAUGCCGGAGAAGAGGGCGACCACACAUACGUGUCUAACUCGUUGGACUUGCUCAAAGUGACGCGUAUUGACCAUGGCGUAAACUCGUGCCAGGACGAGGCUGUGAUGGCGCGUUUGACAGAGACCCAGACAAUGUUGUCUAUGUGCCCUUUGUCCAAUGUCAAGUUGCAGGUCGUCAAGGAUGUUUCUGAGUUGCCAAUCAAGGUGUUCUUGGACAACAACAUCUCCUUUUCGAUCAACUCCGACGACCCCGCAUACUUUGGUGGAUAUAUUUUGGACAACUACAUUGCAGUCCAUACGAGGUUCGGGUUCACCCGAGACCAGUGGUGCCAGAUUGUGGCAAACGGUAUUUCUGGCUCGUGGUGUGACGAACAAAGAAAGGCUGAGUUGAGGGCCAACCUCGAAGCUGUCAGGACCAAAUAUGCUCAUUUGAGUUAGCAUGGCCUCAGUAACGAUAAAUCUACAUUGGAGCUUUCAGUGUCUUCUUUUUACGUGAGGCAAAUAGAUUCGAUGCAUGCCUUCUUUUGUGAGUUUAAUGAACUAAUUGCAUCCCUUUUUGGGGAAAUUCAAUACUUGGGAGACAAAUGCCUCUCAUAAAAAUGUCGACCGUUGGCACGUAUUGCGAUGUGUCAUACCAUAGCCAAUUAGAAUAAGGGUUUUGUUGAUCUGGGUAUUUUGCGUGUGCCUCAGCUCAGCUACGUUUGAAAGAAUCAAUUUUCCAUCUCCAUGUCAUGGAGGCUGAUCCUUGAGCCAGGCUGAUUUCAAAUACUGCGUUUUCUUGCAAGUUACUCACAAACUUGUGGUCAAAUAUACGGCAAU
Molecule: messenger RNA, 1798 nt
Organism: Metschnikowia bicuspidata var. bicuspidata NRRL YB-4993
Lineage: Eukaryota; Fungi; Ascomycota; Pichiomycetes; Serinales; Metschnikowiaceae
Gene: AAH1
Product: adenine deaminase
Exons: 1
Coding region: 350-1417 (355 amino acids)
Biological process (GO): adenine catabolic process; purine ribonucleoside monophosphate biosynthetic process; hypoxanthine salvage
Cellular component (GO): nucleus; cytosol
Molecular function (GO): adenine deaminase activity
Source: RefSeq, a predicted model, not a curated record